AUAUAUACGCAUUCAACAACAUUCAACUACUCGUACAGAAUGUCGCAAGCAAACAUCGACGAAGCAAUUUUAAAAUACGAAAAUAUCAUCAACAAUGUUCUCAAAGAGGAUUUGAGAGUGUUAGAAAUGAGAUUACAGCAAAUAAAUGCAGAGACUUCCGAUUUGAUACAACAGAGGCACGCAUUAAAAGUGAUUACAGACAAGAAUAUACAUCCAAAUGGAUUCAAAGCUCAGGUGAAUAUAGGCUGUAAUUUUUUCAUGGAAGCGGCCGUCAGCGAUACUUCGUCAUUAUUGAUGAAUAUAGGUUUAAAUCAUUAUUUAGAGUUCAGCAUAGAGGAAGCUAAUAAAUAUUUAGACGCAAGAAUAAAGGCAUAUGAGCAGAAAUCUGAAGAAUUGCGAGAAAAGGCGGCACAGACCAAGGCACAUAUUAAGCUGAUAUUGUUUGGUAUAUCAGAACUACAGCGUGGUGCAAGGUGAUUACUGUGGUGCAAAAUAAAAUUUUGUUUUAAAAUCUUUUCUUCUGUUCCAUAAGGACAGAGAGGAUAGAAUAAGUUUACAAAAAGAAUACAGUGUUAUUGACAAUGAGUUUUGUUUUUUUUAUGGCAUACAGUUUUAUGUCCUGUUCAGUAUGCAUCAGAAAAUAUUACACUUAAAAGAGAAUAACCAAGUCGGCGAUGAAAGGUCACAUCAGCGAAUGCUCUGUGAAAACAAUACUGAUUUUAACUUGUAAGCCAAUAUAUAAAGACCUUUAUACCAAUAAGGAGCCAUAUUAGGUUUUAAAAUACCCAUAAUAAGCUAAUAUGCUGUGUGUUAGUAUCAGUGGGAAUGAGUCCAUAUAAACCGAUUCCUGCUGGUAUCCUUUUAUGUGGAAUCUGAUUAUCAGAACAAUUUGCAGACUGCAUUCAUUCAUAUCAGUACCUACAUAUUAUGUCGGGUUAGAAAAAUUUCAUCUUUCACUACUGAUUCAAUACUUAAUAUCAAGCUUUAACUGGAUAUUAUAAAUUUAUAUAAGUGUUCUUCAUACUAAGAUGUGAUUAGUAUCGAGAUGUUAUUUGUUGUAGCCUGAAAAGGAAAAUAAAAAGCCUGCUUUAAGAACUAUUGCAUUUUUGGUUUAAAAUUAAUAUUGUCAAUAUAAAAUUUAUUUUAUUGCACAACAUGAUGAGGCUUUUUAUUUUCCUGGUCACACUUUAGAAUACACAGUUGUAAAUUGUUAAUUAAUGCUACAUAUUGUUAAGUGUUAUGAAAAUUUUGGAUUAUAUUCCAAUUACUGAAACUCAAUUAUGUAUUCUGUUUCAUUUAACCCUGUUGAGUUUGCAGUUUUAUGUGUCAGACGAGAAUUCUUAAAUUAUAUAGAGCGGACAUUGGGAAGAUUAAUAGAAAAAAAUUGUACUUGUGUGAUGGUACUUAGUCAACCGUGAAAUAGUAAAACAUCAAUGUAAAAUACUUCAUAUUUUUUCAUUGCAUUGCACAUUUUUAAUGCAAAUAUUAGCAUAUUUUCUGUCAAUAUAUUAUUUUUGUAUUAAUAUCUAAGGACCCGUGACAUCUUAUCAUACUGACAUUUCAAAUAAGAUAGCGACUUAUUACCAUUUGGUAAUAACUUUUGGAGCAAAAAUUUGACCCUGAUGUUCGAUCUAUAACUAACUAUAAUAUAGUGUAAUGUCUAUAAUAAGAUGCAAGUGGAAUUAAAUAAUUUGCCUCAGAAAUCUUUGUAAUUAAUUAUGGCUCACUAUGACAUGUGGGUUGUGUGUUAAAGUACUUUUAAUAGGAUGCAUGUCAUAUUUUCAAAAUGAUUUCACUGUAUUAUAUCAGGUUAGACUUUGUGAUUAUUAGGUUAUAAUAAAAUGAUUAUAUAUUUUUAAAAA
Molecule: messenger RNA, 1862 nt
Organism: Manduca sexta (tobacco hornworm)
Lineage: Eukaryota; Metazoa; Arthropoda; Insecta; Lepidoptera; Sphingidae
Gene: Uxt
Product: protein UXT homolog
Exons: 1
Coding region: 40-477 (145 amino acids)
Biological process (GO): negative regulation of transcription by RNA polymerase II; protein folding
Cellular component (GO): prefoldin complex; cytoplasm
Molecular function (GO): transcription corepressor activity
Source: RefSeq, a predicted model, not a curated record